CAUGUUAAGCAGCUUCGUUAGGCUUUUGCGUGGGUUUCUGUAGUUGUUUCCUUUAUGCUCCAAGUUAGCGCGUCUGAAAUCGACCCUCUGCUUUUGGUAUUCCUUCCUCUGGCUGGCCCAUAGCUGACUUUGAAAUUUCUCUCCUAUUUACGACAGCGUCAAAGAAAAAUGACUCAGUUAAUAAACCCACUGUAGGUAUUCUCUUUAAUUCAUGAAUGCUCUAUUUAACCACAAAAAUUGGGAUAAAAGAACAUGGAACUAGAUAUUCCUCCAGUACUUUUACAACUGGUACUGAAGAAAAGAAAAGCCUUUAGAAAGCGUCGUUCUUGAACUCAAUCACUGAUGGGCACUUUGAAUUUGCUUGUCCUUCUUUCUUGUAUACUCGCAACCUUUCCCCUGACAAUUGCUCAAUUCUGUUCCAAUAAUAAUUUCACCGCAAACAGCACGUACGGCAUAAACCGCAACCUAAUUCUCUCUUCCCUCCCCUAUAAUGUCACCACAAACAGCACGUACGGUGGAUUUUACACCGCCACUGUCCCACAGCAAGACUCCGAGACUAUCUACGCUCUCGCACUCUGCAGGGGUGACCUUACGAACCAAAGUUGUUUUGAAUGUGUCAAUUCCUCGAUCCAGGCUAUAAUGACAAAAUGUUCAAACCAAAAAGAUGCGUAUGAUUUUGGAUCAACUUCUCAUUGUAUUGUCCGGUUCUCUAACAAGUCAUUUUUCGCAUCCGUGGACUGGCAACAGGCCCAAGUCGUGUAUGGGGGAAGCAUUAAAGGUGACACAGAUGAAUUGUAUAUAUAUGUGGCGCUGGUUGAUUUGGUCGAUAAGCUUAUAAGCAGGGCGGCUGAAGGUAAUUCUUCCCUUAAGUUUGCAACGGAUAAGAAGAAUUAUACCGAGUAUAAGAAUGUGUACGGACUAAUGCAGUGUGUCCCUGGCCUGUCAUCUGAUGAUUGUACCAGUUGUCUAAGGGCGGCGAAGGCAGUUUACACGGACGGUUUUCUUAGGACGAGAUUUGUGAAUGUUAUGACACCAAGCUGUAUUUUUCAGUAUGAUCUGUCCCCUUUUGUGGAAUCUUCAGUUGGUGAUGCACCGCCGCCCCCGCCCCCUCCACCGCCAGUUACUUUUGCUCCUCCUCCACCACCGCCAGGAAAGGAUGAUAAUACAACUCGAACAGUCAUCAUUAUUGUUGUUUCGACAAUAGGUUCUGUGAUAGGAUUCAUUGUCUGCGUUUGCAUCUUUCUAAGAAAGAGGAAGCAAAAGAAGAAUCCAAAACAAAAGGUUGAAGUUUUUGAAGCUGAGGAUCAAAUUGGCAUCCUGGGAUCUUUGCAAUAUGACUUUGAAACUAUUAGCAUUGCAACAAAUAACUUCUCCGAUGGUAAUAAGCUUGGACAAGGUGGAUUUGGUGCCGUUUACCAGGGUAGGCUUUUGAAUGGACAAGAAAUUGCAGUGAAGAGGCUGGCUAAGGAAUCUCAACAAGGAGAAAUAGAGUUUAAGAAUGAGGUUAUGCUAGUGGCCAAGCUUCAACACAGGAAUUUGGUUAGGUUGCUUGGUUUCUGCUUGGAAGGAACAGAAAGGCUUCUUAUCUAUGAGUUUGUGCCCCAGUCAAGCCUUGAUCACUUAAUAUUCAAUUCAAAUGGGCGCAAACUAUUGGGUUGGGAUAGACGUUACAAGAUCAUAGGAGGCGUUUCUCGGGGACUUCUCUAUCUUCAUGAAGAUUCACGACUAAGAAUCAUUCAUCGUGAUCUCAAAGCCAGUAACGUUCUCUUAGAUGAAGACAUGAAUCCCAAAAUUUCAGAUUUUGGCAUGGCAAGAUUGUUUGUGGUGGAUGAAACUCAAGGGAGUACAAAUAGAAUCGUGGGGACCUAUGGAUAUAUGGCUCCAGAGUAUGCGAUGCACGGGCAAUUCUCGGUCAAAUCAGAUGUCUUUAGCUUUGGUGUCUUAGUUCUUGAAAUUCUGAGUGGUCAGAAAAACAACUCUACACGUAAUGGCGAGAACGUAGAGGACCUUUUAAGCUACGCUUGGAAAACUUGGAGGGAAGGAACAGCCUCAAAUCUCAUAGACCCCACAUUGAGGGCUAAUUCGGGUUCCAUGCGGGAAAUGAUAAGAUGUAUUCACAUUGGAUUAUUGUGCGUCCAGGAAAAUGUUGCUGAUAGACCGACUAUGGCUUCAGUUGUUCUCAUGCUUAGUAGCUCCACCCUCAGCCUUCCGGUACCGUCAGAGCCAGCAUUUUUUCUUCGUAGUGGUAGCACCAAUUCAGAGCUACCAUUGCUUCAAGAACAUAGUUCUGAAUUGGCCGUGUCGGGUCAUUCAAUAAAUGAAGUAUCGAUAACUGAGUUGUAUCCUCGUUAAAUUCUCAAGAUGUGAUUUCAGCUAUAAUCAAAUUUGUUUGAACCAGGAUGUGAAUUUCAGCAAUAAGCAUAUCUGUUAAUUUCUAUAAAGCAAUGCUAUUUGAGUAAAUUGACGAUUGUAAUAUAGGUCUCCUGUUUGCUAGAAUUGCUUUGCCUUGGUGAUCCUUCUGGGUAAUCAUAGAAGAAUGAUGUUUCCACUC
Messenger RNA from Rhododendron vialii, 2551 nucleotides. Its product is annotated as cysteine-rich receptor-like protein kinase 44. Gene Ontology annotation, molecular function: ATP binding; protein kinase activity. Gene Ontology annotation, biological process: protein phosphorylation. Bases 343 to 2352 code for a protein of 669 amino acids. The record is from RefSeq and is a predicted model, not a curated record. The transcript has 7 exons. Lineage: Eukaryota; Viridiplantae; Streptophyta; Magnoliopsida; Ericales; Ericaceae.